Messenger RNA from Gaeumannomyces tritici R3-111a-1, 2080 nucleotides. RefSeq names its product serine palmitoyltransferase 1. The record is from RefSeq and is a predicted model, not a curated record. Gene Ontology annotation, biological process: sphingosine biosynthetic process; ceramide biosynthetic process. NCBI's taxonomy places the organism in Eukaryota, Fungi, Ascomycota, Sordariomycetes, Magnaporthales, Magnaporthaceae. The transcript is spliced from 4 exons. Gene Ontology annotation, molecular function: serine C-palmitoyltransferase activity; pyridoxal phosphate binding. Gene Ontology annotation, cellular component: endoplasmic reticulum. The coding region runs from base 199 to 1758 and encodes 519 amino acids.
CGUCCCCCGUCCUCCUGCCUGUCCGUCCCCUGAGUGGGAUUCGGGCGUGAUUGGAUCAAGAGGCCCAAGUCGCCUGAAAGGGUCUCCAUCCUAAUUCUCUUCAUGGCAUUGGAUUUCGCCAGAUGAACUUGUUCACACCGACAUACCUCAUUCUGGGUUGCAACUCAACCCCGACGACCAGUGCGCGCAACUGCCGCCAUGGACCUCCACGACAUUCAGAGCCAGGCGACGGCGUGGCUGCACGAGGUGUCGCAUGCGUUCCAGAAGGUGCCUGGCUCCGCCGUCCUGAUCCGCUACGUGCAGUCGAGCUACCAAAACGACCCGAUCCGCUCCGCCAUCGAGCUCGUCCUCGUCGUCUUCUUCAUCCGCUACCUCCUCGCGCCAUCGUAUUCGACACACAAGCAGAACUUCAUCAAGCUUCGAGAUGAUGAGAUCGACGAGCUCGUUGAGGACUGGACGCCGGAGCCGCUCGUGCCGGACCGCACACCGCAGGAGGAGGCCGAGGCCGAAAAGCUGCCGGUGAUCGUGGGGCCAACGGGCCCCAAGGCGAAGCUGGCGAGCGGCCGGACCGUGACCAACCUGGCGUCGAGCAACUUCUACAACUUCAACGCCAACGAGCAGAUCAAGGAAAAGGCGAUCCAGACGUUGCGCACGUACGGCGUUGGUCCCUGCGGCCCCCCGCAGUUCUACGGCACCCAGGACGUCCACAUGAAGACCGAGGCCGACAUCGCCGCUUACAUCGGAACCGAGGCCUGUAUCAUCUACGCCCAUGCCUUCUCGACGGUCUCUAGUGUCAUCCCCUCGUUCUGCAAGCGUGGCGAUGUCAUCAUCGCCGACCGCGCCUGCAACUACUCCAUCCGAAAGGGUCUCGAGCUCAGCCGCAGCAGCAUCCGCUGGCACGGCCACGGCGACCUGGACGAGCUCGAGGCCGCAAUGGCCAAGGUGGCACAGGAGCAGGCCAAGGCGAAGAAACUGACCCGGCGGUUCGUGGUCAUCGAGGCUCUGUCUGAUCUGGUCGGCGACUGCGCCGACCUGCCCAAGCUUAUUGAGCUCAAGGAGAAGUACAAGUUCCGCCUCCUCUUCGACGAAACCAACUCGUUUGGCGUACUGGGUCGGACAGGUCGGGGCCUGACCGAGGCACAAAACGUGGACCCGACACAGGUGGACGUUAUCGUAGGCUCGAUGGCGGGUGCCCUGUGCUCGGGCGGAGGCUUCUGUGCUGGCACUCAGGAGGUGGUGACGCACCAGCGGGUCACUUCGGCGGCGUACACGUACUCGGCAGCGCUGCCGGCAAUGCUCGCCGUGACGACGAGCGAGACGCUGAACCUGCUGCAGUCAAAUCCCGAGAUUCUUCUGCAGUGCCGCGAGAACAUCAAGGCAAUGCGGGCGCAGCUGGAUCCGCGCAGCGACUGGGUUGUCUGCACCAGUGACCCCGAGAACCCUGUUCUCGUUCUUGUGCUUAAGCCUGAAGUGGUCGCGUCCAGGCGUUUAACGGACGAGGAUCAGUCGCGCCUGCUGCAGGAGUGUGUUGAUGAGUCGCUGGCCAACGGUGUCUGGAUCACGCGCAUGAGGACAAAGCCCGUUACCGACGCUAUUAGCCCCAAGGAGAAGAGCUUCAAGGUUACUCCAGCACUCAAGGUGUCGGUUACGUCGGGUCUUUCCAAGAAGGACACUGAGCGUGCGGGCACCACGAUCCGUCACGCCAUCACCAAGGUGAUGAAGAGCAACGCCAAGCUCGCGCCAGCCGUGGCGGCGUGAAGCUGGACUGCCGAGGCCCGAAUGCCAUAUCAGCAUCGAUUGGUCCCGUAGAGCGCCAAGCAGCUUACCUUUUUACCCUCUUCUUCCCGGGCCCCUCCAUCUUGUCGCCAGCUGCUGUUCCAAGUUGCUUGGCUGGGGCUCUGCGUGCCAGGCAUAUAGAGUUUAUAGAUCCCGAUGGCGAGCGCCAGCUAGGCGAACAGGCUGCAGAUAGAUGGAGCGAGCAACUAAAUUAAUGGCUAAUACAUCUCUACCUUGACACCACGCCGGAAUUCCGGCCAUGGCUAUGGGGGAAUGCCAACGACUCUGGGCUCUAGUAGCAUCA